Messenger RNA from Arvicola amphibius (Eurasian water vole), 945 nucleotides. Its product is annotated as olfactory receptor 2T11-like. Gene Ontology annotation, biological process: G protein-coupled receptor signaling pathway. The record is from RefSeq and is a predicted model, not a curated record. Gene Ontology annotation, cellular component: membrane. Bases 10 to 945 code for a protein of 311 amino acids. NCBI's taxonomy places the organism in Eukaryota, Metazoa, Chordata, Mammalia, Rodentia, Cricetidae. Gene Ontology annotation, molecular function: olfactory receptor activity; G protein-coupled receptor activity. The transcript has a single exon.
AUCCAGAACAUGAACAGAGGGAAUGGGACCUCAACAGACUUCACACUUCUGGGGCUUUUCCCAGAGCUGCACUAUCUGGGCAUCCUCAUCACUUCCAUUCUCCUGAUCUACAUCAUUGCGUUCACUGGGAAUGCUGUCCUGGUCCUCCUGAUCUGGGCAGACUCUCGGCUCCACACCCCAAUGUACAUCCUACUCAGCCAUCUCUCUUUUAUUGACUUGGCCUUAAUUUCCACUACUGUCCCAAAGAUGGUCAUCAACUUCUUCUCCAGAAAGAAAAGCAUCUCCAAAGUUGCCUGUGGAACCCAGAUUUUCUUUUUCUUUGCCCUUGGGGGUAGUGAGUGUCUCCUUUUGACCCUCAUGGCUUAUGACCGCUAUGUGGCUGUGUGCAAUCCCUUGAGAUAUUCAAUUAUCAUGAACUCUAGAGUUUGUCUGUGGAUGGCGCUAGCAUCCUGGGGUGGAGGCGCCCUGAAUUCUCUCAUCAACACCGUCUACACCAUGCACUUCCCGUUCUGUGGCUCCAGGGAAAUUCAUCACUUCUUCUGUGAGAUGCCUGCUGUCCUGAAGCUCUCUUGUGAGGACACGUCCUUGUACGAGACAGUGGUAUCGGUCAUUUGCAUCGUGUUUGUUCUCCUCCCCUUGGGACUCAUCAUGUCCUCCUACCUGCUCAUCUUCCUCACCGUGCUCCGAAUGAAUUCUCCAGAGGGCAGGAGGAAAGCGCUGGCCACGUGCUCCUCUCACCUGGCGGUAGUCAGCCUCUACUACGGGCCAGCCAUGAUCAUCUACAUGACCCCCCGCUCUUUCCACACUUCAGAACAGGAUGAAAUACUCUCCAUGAUUAAUACCAUCUUCACCCCCAUGCUCAACCCUCUCAUCUACAGCCUGAGGAACAAGGAGGUGCUUGCUGCUCUGAGGAAAGUAGUUAGUCGACGAUUCAUUCUGAAGUAG